Molecule: messenger RNA, 1692 nt
Organism: Talaromyces rugulosus
Lineage: Eukaryota; Fungi; Ascomycota; Eurotiomycetes; Eurotiales; Trichocomaceae
Exons: 5
Coding region: 1-1692 (563 amino acids)
Molecular function (GO): RNA binding
Source: RefSeq, a predicted model, not a curated record
AUGGCAGAACCAGAGGAUGUCGAAGAGGAUCUCUUUGCAGACCUGUACGAUGCCGACGAGCAAGCCAACCAGACCACCUCCGCAGGGGUUGCGGCCCAUCCAGCUGAGCAAGUGCCAACAUUUCCACCACAGUCUCAAACAGACGAAGCUCAAGAUGGGUACGGCUUUGAUCAUCAGAACGUAGCAGCAAACGACGCGUAUCAAAAUCAAUACCAGCAGCAAGAUUUUCAGGGCGGUUCGGGGUUUGAUAAUGGUGCUCACCAUGAAGAUGCUGCCGAAGCCGAGCCACAAGGUGGUACUGGCAUUAAGGAAGAUGGGAAAAUGUUCAUUGGAGGUCUCAACUGGGAGACUACUGAUCAAUCACUUAAGGACUAUUUCUCACAAUUUGGAGAGGUUCAAGAAUGUACUGUCAUGCGCGAUAGUGCCACAGGGCGGUCCAGAGGUUUCGGCUUCCUCACUUUCCGAGACCCCAAGACCGUCAAUACGGUGAUGGUUAAAGAACACUAUCUUGACGGAAAGAUUAUUGACCCCAAGCGUGCCAUUCCUCGUGAUGAACAGGAGAAAACCAGCAAGAUCUUCGUUGGUGGUGUCAGCCAAGAGGCCAAUGAACAGGACUUCAAGCAGUUUUUUAUGCAAUUCGGUCGUGUGGUGGACGCCACCCUGAUGAUUGACAAAGACACUGGCCGGCCACGUGGAUUUGGGUUUGUCACAUUUGAUAGUGAAGCCGCAGUCGAGGCAACGCUUUCCCGCCCCCUGGAAAUCCUGGGCAAGCCUAUUGAAGUCAAGAAAGCUCAACCGAGAAGCAACAUGCGUGACGAUGACGGCAGAGGGCGUCGGGGCGGCCGAGGUGAUGGCGGCCAGGGGAUGAUGGGCGACGGUGGUGGUCAACAACAGCAGGGUGGCCAAGGACAGGGAGGCAUGGCUAGUGGUGUUAGUCCUCAAAUGAUGGCUCAAUAUUGGCAGCGGAUGCAGCAAUACUUCGCCAUGAUGCAACAGCAAAUGGCGGGCCAGGGCAUGGGUGGAAUGAACAUGGGUGGUGGUAUGAACCCAGCCAUGAUGCAACAAAUGAAGCAAAUGCAAAUGGCUGCUGGUGGCCAGCAAGGAGGCCAAUCACCAAACAGCGCGGCCCAGGGCAUGCAAAACAUGAUGAACCCAGCCAUGGCGCAGCAAAUGCAGCAGAUGCAACAGAUGCAGCAAAUGCAAAACCAAGGCCAAGGGAACAUGGGUGGUGGCGCUGGUGCUGGUGCUAAUGCUGGUGCUGGUGCUGUUGCUGGCGGUGCCGGUGGAAAUUACGCGGCGGCCAACCGUGGACCAGGUUACAAUGCCCACGAGCAACUAGCCUUUGAGCAGCAAAAGUACGAACAACAGCAGGCUCGCCAAGUACCUAGCAACCGCUCAUUUUCUCCUUACCAACAAGGCGGACCGACGUCUUGGGAAGGCAUGUACGACGAAGUCCCUCAACCCAAUAUCCCCACUGGGCCUCAAGGACGCGGUGGUGCUGGUGGCGGAAUGGGUCGUGGAGGAAACCAGAACAAAGGUGGAGGCCACAGCAACAGCACAACUCCUCAGCCUGUGGGUGCUGCUCCUGCAAAUGCACCUACUGGUCCCAAGAAUGCCGGCAGGCCUGGAGCAAACUAUCGCGGUGGAGGACGUGGAGGUGGACAUCGGGGCUUUCACCCUUAUGCACGAUGA